Camellia sinensis is the source of this 1749-nucleotide messenger RNA. NCBI's taxonomy places the organism in Eukaryota, Viridiplantae, Streptophyta, Magnoliopsida, Ericales, Theaceae. The record is from RefSeq and is a predicted model, not a curated record.
AUGGACAGUAGUAUCUCCCAACCAAAUCCACUUAACAACCACCACCACAAAGCUACCACCGCCACAAACAACAACGACGACUACCAAGUUACAGAUCCUGAUCUCACUAACAUGAUUGGUCGAGAUCUUAAUUUCUUGAAAGAGACCAUGACAGAGAUUCAGAAGUUUGUAGAUCAUAUGAAUGUGCAAAUCAACCAGGCUUGUGAGAAAUUUGAGGAGCUCAAAACAAGAGAAGGAGGGAGUGAUACUAACGAACUUGACCAACUGAAAAUGUCUGUCAAGAAGUUGAAAUCCCAGAUUCCCUCCAAGCUUAAAAUCCAUUAUGAUGAUGAUUCAAAACCACAUCGGAAACCAUGGUUUGAUGAUGGAUCCAUUAACAGUAGCAGCAGCAACUACCAAGUCGAUGUAAACAAGUCGGUUAUUUGCACAGCUUGUACAAGGAGCCAAAAAAUGGCUACCAUGAAGAAAAGGUUUGUGAUUUACUCGUGGAUUGGAAAGAGAUUUCCAUACCUAGAAGAAGCAGAGCAUCUUGCCAACGGGAUGUUGAAUGAGCUUACUGCAAAGGGCUUCAUCGAGCCUAUCUACAAAAAUUGUGGAUUGGUUGUGGAUAGCUACAGGAUGCCCCCUUACAUUCGUUCUGCUGUAACCUUUGAAUUAGAUGAUUUUGAUUAUUUUCCGGCUAUUCGCUUCGCCUGUUGGGAAAGAUGCAUAGUCAACGUUGAUGCGGCUAUUAUUGAUGGAAGACAUGAAUUUAUUUUCAAAACCGGCACUGAUGUCAAUGUUGUUUACUUGGGAAGGUGGCAGAACUCGGUCACCCAUCACAUUGAAAUCCCAGACAUCAAAAUUCUCAAUGCACUCAAGAAUAUGAAACAAUUAACUUUUCUUAGCCUUCGAGGAAUUUCUUUGAUUACAGAGCUUCCUCAGUUCAUUUCACAACUGACUGAACUUCAAGUUCUGGAUCUCAAAGCGUGUCACAACCUUGAGGUGGUUCCAGAUUGGAUUGGCUUGCUUGAAAAUUUGAUACACUUGGAUAUAUCUGAGUGUUACCUUUUAGAUCACAUGCCUAAGGGGCUUGGUGCACUAUCUAAUCUCGAAGUCCUUAAGGGAUUUAUUAUUGGAGAUUCCAAGGAUAAAAAGUCAUGCACUAUCAAUGAUUUGACAAAAUUGCCAAAGUUACGAAAAUUGAGCAUAUUCACAAGUAUGAAAGAAUUUCCAACAGAUCAGCAGCUUCAUCAUUUGCAAAGAUUAAAAAUUCUACGAAAGUUGAAAAUAUCUUGGUCAGGAUGCAUUUUACAAGGUAAAACCGAUGAUUCACCUAAGCAAGCACAACUAUUUUCCAAGCAGACAACACUGACAAGAUCAUUCAUUGAGCAACGUGAUCCAAAACUUCCUCUCUCAUUGGAACUUCCUUCAUCAUUGCAAAAACUAGAGCUUGAGGGUUUUCCUGACAUAGAUACACCUGGUUGGUUGUGGUCUGGCAAUUUGAAGAACUUGAAGAAACUUUACAUCAGAGGAGGACUAUUGUAUAAUUUGGACAAAAUAGUAGCUACCACAGUUGAAAUGUUAAAAUUGAAAUACUUGAGUAACUUAGAGAUGCCUUGGAAAGACAUUAUGAUGUUAUUUCCCAAUUUGAUUUACUUGGAGAAAGUAGAAUGUCCCGGCCUCAAUUCCUUCCCAUGUGAUCAGAAUGGUGUUUGGAUGAGGAAAGACAAUGACAUCAAUGAGAAAUGCAAUGGAAGAAGCUACUGA